Vigna radiata var. radiata (mung bean) is the source of this 2078-nucleotide messenger RNA. Its product is annotated as 3-hydroxyisobutyryl-CoA hydrolase-like protein 5. Gene Ontology annotation, biological process: L-valine catabolic process. Gene Ontology annotation, molecular function: 3-hydroxyisobutyryl-CoA hydrolase activity. Bases 1 to 1785 code for a protein of 594 amino acids. The transcript is spliced from 18 exons. The record is from RefSeq and is a predicted model, not a curated record. Lineage: Eukaryota; Viridiplantae; Streptophyta; Magnoliopsida; Fabales; Fabaceae.
AUGUCAUUAGAGGCACCAAGUUUGGGCUUUGUAUCAACCGAUGUGGGACAAGGAUUACAAUUAGUCAUCCCUGCUUUUUCAAGAAUUUCUUCUGCAUACUUUUUUUGCAAGAGAAACAUACCAGUUGCAUUACGGGUAACUGCAAUCCCUAAAAUUAGCUCAGUGGACCAAGGUCCUUCAUUUGGUGACUACGAGUGGUCAUUUGGUGAAGCCUGGGAUUGGGUACUGGGGGCUGAUGGGUAUUGUUCAGAGAAUAGAGAAGAGUAUUUGGUGAGGCUAAGAUUUGAACGGUGUGAGCUUGUGGGGUUGGUUGAGGAGAAGUGGCUGGAAAGAGUGGGUAGCAUAAACAACCAAAGACAUGAAGAUGGGAAUAGAUGGGAUCUUUCCGAUAGAGGACUUGCGUUGGGGAACAAUAUCCGAGAACUUUGGUGGGAAGAAUGUUUAGAAGAUAAGUGGCCAUUUGAAGAGCAUGGUGCCAAAAGGAAGGUGGCAUGGAUGAGUGUGCUAAUAAGAAAUAAUCAUUCAAAUUUGGUGUCUAUAUCAUCCUGCUCCUUUCAUUUACCUUUAUUCAAUCUAACUUUCCUACUUCAUACCCAACACAGGUUUGAUUGUGCAGUAUUCACCUCAAUGGCACCAAAUUCUGCAGUGCCAGAUGAACAGGUUGUUGUUGGAGAGGAGAUAGAUCAUGUAAGAGUGGUCACUUUGAACAGGCCGAAACAGUUGAAUGCCAUCUCACCAGAACUGGUUUCUCUGCUAGCAACAUAUUUGGAAAAGUGGGAGAAGGAUGAAAAUGCAGAGCUAGUUAUCAUAAAGGGAGCUGGUCGAGCUUUUUGUGCUGGAGGGGAUCUGAGAGUGUUCUAUGACGGCAGAAAAACAAAGGAUGCCUGUCUUGAAGUUGUCUAUAGAUUUUACUGGUUAUGCUACCACAUUAGUACCUACAAGAAAACUCAGGUUGCUCUUGUUCAUGGAAUUUCAAUGGGUGGAGGUGCAGCUUUAAUGGUCCCUUUGAAGUUUUCAGUUGUAACAGAAAAGACCGUUUUUGCCACUCCUGAAGCAAGUUUUGGUUUUCAUACUGAUUGUGGCUUCUCAUACUAUCACUCUCGUUUACCAGGGCAUUUGGGUGAAUUCUUGGCGCUUACUGGAGGAAGGUUGAGUGGGAAGGAAAUAGUUGCUGCUGGACUGGCAACUCAUUUUGUCCUUUCUGAGAAAAUUGGUGAGCUAGAGAAGCGCUUGAUUAGCUUGAAUUCUGGUGAUGAGAAAGCCAUAAGAUCAGUACUUGAAGAAUUUUCUUCAGAAGUUAAUCUUGAUGAAGAGAGUAUCUUAAACAAGCAGUCAACAAUUAAUGAGUGCUUCUCAAAGGAUUCUGUAGAAGAAAUUAUAAAAUCAUUGGAAGUUGAAGCAGACAAAGAAGGAAAUAGAUGGAUCGGUGCAGUUGUGAAAGGAAUGAAAAGAUCAUCACCAAUUGCGUUGAGAAUAACUCUAAGAUCGGUUCGUGAAGGGAGGAGUCAAACACUAGCUCAAUGCUUAAAAAGGGAUUUCAGAUUAACAACGAACAUACUUCGAGCUACAAUAUCUAAGGAUAUGUAUGAGGGUAUUAGAGCUCUUACCAUUGACAAGGAUAAUUCUCCGAAGUGGGAACCUUCAUCGCUUGACAAAGUAGAAGAUGCAAAGUUGGACUUGAUCUUUCAGCCAUUUGAGCAGAAUUUGGAGCUGCAUAUUCCAGAAAGUGAGGAAAGCAGGUGGGAUGGUAAAUACGAGAAUUCAGCUUAUGCUGUUCUAAACUGAGAAAAAUUCCAAUCACUGGUUAAAUGCUGCUUCUUUUAGAGUUCCUCCAACAUUAUGUCAUGAAUCAAUAAAUUUUUACAGAUGAUAAACAUUCAUGCAGAGCCCUCUAAGUUUCUUGUCACUAUUUUGGGGAAAGAAAUAAGAACACUGAGAUUGUACAAGCAUAGAUGAAGUAUGAUGUGAGAGUAUAAGGCUAUGCCUAUUUAUAUCAACAAUUUUUUCUUUCCAGUUUAUGAAUGGUUCAUCUCAUGUGAUUAGUUAUUUUUAAAUAAAUGCUUAAUUUUUCUAUUUAA